CGGCACACGAGCGAAGUAAGAGUGGGUUUGGUGUCCGAUGGGGAUUUGCAAUGCGCCUGCCACGUUUCAGCGAGCGAUGAACAUGACGUUCCAGAAUUUCGUCAACAAGACACGGCUGACACAAGGGAUGAUUAACUUCUGCGUGAUCGUGUACAUGGACGAUAUCCUGGUCUACUCGGAAACCUAUCACGGGCACGCGCAACACAUCGAAUGGACAUUUGGCGCGUUGAGAGACGCUGGGUUCAAGAUUGCGCUUGAGAAGAGCGAAUUUUUAUUCUCGAAAAUUUCGUUCUUGGGUUACGUCGUGACACGUGGAGGAUUGCGGCCAGACUCGAGGAAAGUUACGGCGGUGAAGGAAGCCCCGGUUCCCACGUCACGGACGCAGGUUCGAGCCUUCUUGGGGUUGGCGUCAUACUAUCACCGCUUCAUCAAGGGUUUUGCCGCGAUUGCACGACCACUAACGAAUCUGUUACGGAAGGACCAGCCUCUCAGCUGGGGCGCGGAGUGCCAACAGACCUUUGCAACCCUCAAGGACGCUCUGGCGACGGCCCCUAUUUUGAUUCGGUCGGACCCCUCGAAAUCGUUCAUUCUCAUCACGGACUGGCAACCGGAAGCUAUUUCCGCUAUUCUGGCGCGGAAGGGGAACGAUGGUCGCGAAUACGUCAUCGAGUACGCAUCACGCACAGUGCCAGACGAACGUCGAAACGACUCCGCACCUCAAGGCGAGUUCUAUGCGGUAGUUUGGGGAAUCCAACACUUCCAUCCGUAUCUCUACGGACAGAAGUUUCGCCUCGUGACAGAUCACGAACCUCUGCUAGCUUUGAAGAAGCUCACCAACUACACGGGCAUGAUUGGCCAUUGGGCGGUGCGAUUGCAAGAGUACGACUUCGAUAUCGUCCAUCGAAAGACAGAGCGACACGGCAACGCGGACGGACUGACACGUCUGCAUCGGCCUGCCAAGUGGGCGGCGCUGAGAGCGGAAGAGGAGGCAGAAGAAGAAUCGGAAGGAGAAUUGAGGAGAGAGGCCGGGGAAUUAGCGGUCCGGUUGGCCGAGGACGAGGAAGAAGAACGUGAAGCAGAAGAAGAGUCGGCGGAAGCUGAAGAAGAAGAAGAAGAAGAGGAAGCAGAGGAGGAGACUUUGGAAGAAGAGGAGAAAGCCUAUAGCGAGCACAAUGAGGGCGAGCCAAGUGAAGAGGAGGACGAAGACGACGACGAAGAAGGGGAAAGCGGAGACGACCAAGAGCCGACGCACGACGACGAGCUCGGGUGGGUGCCAGGAUCGGAUCGACGAGAGGACCCUGAGGCUGCCGCGUAGCGCAAGAAAGAGGUCGCGGAGGGAAAGCGGUCGGUGAUCGACUCCGAAUCGA
This is a messenger RNA of Chara braunii, 1367 nucleotides long. NCBI's taxonomy places the organism in Eukaryota, Viridiplantae, Streptophyta, Charophyceae, Charales, Characeae. The record is from the annotation of a GenBank genome assembly.